AUGGAGUCAACUCGGGUGUUUGUUAGUGGCCUUCCGCCAUCUUGCUCCAAUGACCAGCUUCGCAGUCAUUUUGCAGGACGAUUUCAGGUCACGGAUGCCCAUGUGUUGCCAAAGCGCCGCAUGGGCUUCGUUGGCUUCAAAAGCAAUGAAGUUGCCAAGGAAGCUGCACGCUACUUCAACAGGACAUACAUGAGGAUGUCCAAGAUCUCGGUAGAUCUUGCUCGACCGAUUGAUUCCAAGUCGGACAAGGCUCACCCCACACGGAGACUUGAUGCACAGGAGACUGCUGACAAUGCGCUCAAGCGCAAGAGGGACGCCGAGAAAAAGGCAGAUGACCCCAAGCUGAAGGAGUAUAUGUCUUUGAUGGCCAACUCCAAGACCCGUACCUGGGCGAAUGAUGACAUGAUCCAGCCGUCAGAGCAGCCUUCACGGGCCAUUAACCAAGCAAGUGAGGAUAACAGUGUAACUGAGGAGCUACCUUCACAUCCGAAGAAAGCCCGGACACAGGAACCUGCUGCCAAAGAGCUACCUCAGCCCAUGCCUGUGGAUAGCGCUGCGGAUGAUGGUGAAGCGUCACCUGCUCAGGAAGAGAAGGAGGCACAAGAACAAGAAGCCGGUCCGGUAUCGGAUGCUGACUGGCUCCGGUCCAAGACAAGCCGCCUCUUGGGUCUUCUUGAUGAGGAUGAGCAGGCUGAUUUCGAAACACAUAAGGUUGAGGAACCGGUCGAGCCACCCCGUCGGACCAAUAUUGAAUCCCGCACUGCGGCAAUCGAGAACAUCGGGUCCGAGGAUGUCAUGACCGAGCCCGCAACUAAUGAUGACGAUGCAGUCGAAGACAUCCCCGAUCGGGAAGAGCAGGAACCGAUCAAUGAUCAAAAUAUUGAUUUGAUUCGUGCCUCUGCCCGUUUGUUCCUCAGGAACUUGGCCUACGACAUCAAAGAGGAUGAUCUCCAGCCUCUCUUUGCUCCAUAUGGAAAACUCGAAGAGAUUCAUGUGGCUUUCGAUACUCGCACUGAGACAAGCAAGGGUUUUGCCUAUGUGCAGUAUGCAGAUGCGGAUGGUGCUAUUGAUGCCUAUAAGGACCUCGAUGGCAAGCACUUUCAAGGUCGUAUCUUGCACAUCCUCCCGGCCUCCGAGAAAAAGACGUACAAGAUAGAUGAAUACGACUUGUCGAAGCUUCCAUUGAAGAAGCAAAAUCAGAUUAAGCGGAAAAUGAAUGCUACAUCUUCCACGUUCAGUUGGAACUCCCUCUACAUGAACGUAAGUUGA
This is a messenger RNA of Penicillium maclennaniae, 1269 nucleotides long. RefSeq lists its product as uncharacterized. Gene Ontology annotation, molecular function: RNA binding. The transcript has 3 exons. Bases 1 to 1269 code for a protein of 422 amino acids. The record is from RefSeq and is a predicted model, not a curated record. NCBI's taxonomy places the organism in Eukaryota, Fungi, Ascomycota, Eurotiomycetes, Eurotiales, Aspergillaceae.